AUGCCUCGGGGUCAGAAGAGUAAGCUUCGUGCCCGUGAGAGACGCCACCAGGCCCAAGUUGAGCCCCAGAAUCCGGGUCUUCAGAGAGCCACAAAUACUGAGUCCAUCCAAAGAGGCCAUAUAGAUGAGAAGGUGGUUAUAAUGGUGUAUUACCUGCUGUAUAAGUAUAACUUGAAAGAGCCUAUUAGAAAGGCGGAAAUGCUGAGAGAAGUAAUCCAGAUGUAUAGGAGUCACUACCUUGAGAUACUCCGGAGAGCUGCUGAGCACAUGGAGAUGAUCUUUGGCCUUGACCUAAAGGAAGUGGAUCCCUACCGGCACAUCUACAUCCUUGUCAACAAAAUGGAAGUAAGCUGCGAUGCAAGGCUGAUAAAUCGGAUCGAGAUUCCCAAGACAGGCCUGCUGAUGGCUAUUCUGGGUGUAAUCUUCAUGCAGGGCAAUUGUGCUAGUGAGGAGCGAGUCUGGCAAACCCUGAAUGUGAUGGGGUUAUUUAACGGGAGGAAGCACUUCAUUUUUGGGGAGCCUAAGAAGCUCAUUACCAAAGAUUUAGUGCAGCAGAAGUACCUAGAGUACCGCCAGGUGGCCAAUAGUGAUCCUCCGUGCUAUGAGUUCCUGUGGGGCUUAAGAGCCCACGCCGAAACCACCAAGAUGAAAGUGCUAGAGUUUAUGGCUAAGAUCCAUAAUAUGGUCCCCACUGCCUUCCCAUCCUUGUAUGAGGAGGCUUUGAGAGAUGAGGAAGAGAGAGCCCAAGCUAGAGCUUCAGCCAGGGCUCGUACUGCAGCCCUGGCCAAGGCCCGCUCCAGUGCCAUAGCCAGCAGUUCCUCCCACUCCAAAAGAACACCUGUACAAGCGUUCAGGCAUGUUCAUCAAGUGAUGGGCAGCAGAGGCUCACUAGUUGUGAUUUUUGACCAUGUACCAAAGGAAGAAGAAAAGUCUCGGUGGAUUGAGACUACUCUAAAGACUGGCAUUAUGGGUCCUGAUGAGGAAGGCCUCAGGAAUAAACUGUCAUUUUCAUCAUAUCAAGGGUGCCCUCAUUGUCUGUCUUCCUGCCCACACUCCUGCCUGCUGUCCCUGAUCUGUGUCAUCAUGCCUCGGGGGCAAAAGAGUAAGCUCCGUGCCCGUGAGAAACGCCAACAGGCCCGGAGUGAGGCUCAGCAUCUCCAAGAUGCUCAGGCCUCUGCAGUAGAGGAAGAAGAGUUCCCCUUUUCCCCUACCCCUCUGCUUGGUGGUAAUGUCCAGAGCUCCCCUGCUUCUGAGUCAGAUAGAAAAUCCCAGGGGUCUGGGAGAGCCCCUUCCACUACUUCUGCAGGUGCUUCAUGUACCAGAUCUGAUGAUGGUGCUAAGAGCCAAGAUGAAAAACCAAGCACCUCCCAGGCAUUACCCAGCGCUGAGUUUUCCUGUAGAACGCCUCUAGACGAGAAGGCAAUUCUGUUGGUGCAAUUUCUGCUGCACAAGUAUAAUCUGAGAGAGUCCAUUACCAAAGAAGAUAUGAUUAAGCAUGUCAUCAAAAAGUACAAGAAGCACUUCACUGCGAUCCUCAAGAAAGCUUCUGAGCUGAUGGUGCUGGCCUUUGGCAUUGAGGUGAAGGAAGUUAACCCCACCACUCAUUGCUAUGCCCUUGUCAGCAAAUUUCAGUGCACCAGUGAUGGCAGACUGCGGGGUGAGGAGAUCAUGCCCAAGACCGGCCUCCUUAUGACCAUCCUCUGUGUGAUCUUCAUGAAGGGCAACUGCGCCACCGAGGAGGAUGUCUGGGAGGUGCUCAAUGUGAUGGGGAUAUAUGCUGGAAGGAAGCACUUCAUCCAUGGGGAGCCCAAGAAGCUCAUCACCAAAGAUCUGGUGCAGGAAAGGUAUCUGGAAUACCGCCAGGUGCCCAACAGUGAUCCUCCACGCUAUGAGUUCCUGUGGGGCCCGAGAGCCCAUGCUGAAACCAGCAAAAUGAAAGUUCUUGAGUUCUUGGCCAACAUUCAUGAUACGGUCCCCAGUGCCUUCCCAUCCUGGUAUGAAGAGGCUUUGAGGGAUGAAGAAGAGAGAGCCCGAGCCAGAUUUGCAGCCAUGCUUCGCACCAGUGCCCUGGCCAGUGUGCAUUCUGGGGCCAGUGGCCAAGGCAGCUUCCCUCACCUGUAG
This is a messenger RNA of Capra hircus (goat), 2121 nucleotides long. RefSeq names its product melanoma-associated antigen B6-like. Gene Ontology annotation, cellular component: nucleus. Lineage: Eukaryota; Metazoa; Chordata; Mammalia; Artiodactyla; Bovidae. Gene Ontology annotation, biological process: negative regulation of transcription by RNA polymerase II. The record is from RefSeq and is a predicted model, not a curated record. Bases 1 to 2121 code for a protein of 706 amino acids. The transcript has 5 exons.